AUGUCAGUCGUCGAGACAACAGCUGUCUUCCAGCCAGAUCUUUUCAAGGGCAAGGUUGCGUUCGUGACCGGUGGGGGAAGCGGAAUAUGCAAGGGAUUGACAGAAGCGCUCCUGAGACAUGGAGCAAAGGCUGCUAUUUUCAGCCGAACACUUAAGAAAUUGGAGACCACGGCGGCGGAGCUAUCCAAGACGACUGGAAGCGAGUGUAUUGCGUUAGCCGGUGACGUCCGCAACAUUUCCGAUGUUGAGAAUGGCCUCAAAAAGGCUCACGAGCACUUUGGUCGUAUCGAUAUUGUCAUAUGCGGCGCUGCUGGAAAUUUUUUGAGUACAGCGGAAAACAUCAGCGCUAACGGAUUCAAGACUGUAAUUGAUAUCGACUUGAUUGGCACCUUCAACGCGUCCAAAGCUGCGUUACCAUAUUUGAAGGAGACACGCGGGUCUUUGCUAAAUGUCAGCGCAACAUUUCAUUAUACGGGCAUGCCCCUGCAGGGGCAUUGCGCGGCUGCGAAAGCUGGUAUCGACGCGCUGACGAAAAACCUUGCAGUCGAAUGGGGGCACUAUGGCAUCAGAGUGAAUGCCGUAGCUCCGGGGCCCGUCGAGGAAACGGCUGGCUUCGAUAAGCUUAGUUACGACAAGUCCAAGAACCAAGAUAUGAUCCAGCUCAUCCCUUUGCAAAGCGCAGGUCGCAUUAAAGACAUUGAACACGCCGCGUUAUUCCUAUGUUCCCCUGCUGCGCGAUGGGUAACAGGAGCAAUUCUGGUAGUCGAUGGCGGGCACUGGCUAACAAACACAGGGCUUGCGCCGCCUGCUGUCUGGAGGGGAUCAAAGCUUUGA
Spizellomyces punctatus DAOM BR117 is the source of this 834-nucleotide messenger RNA. RefSeq lists its product as uncharacterized. The transcript is spliced from 9 exons. NCBI's taxonomy places the organism in Eukaryota, Fungi, Chytridiomycota, Chytridiomycetes, Spizellomycetales, Spizellomycetaceae. Gene Ontology annotation, molecular function: 2,4-dienoyl-CoA reductase (NADPH) activity. The coding region runs from base 1 to 834 and encodes 277 amino acids. Gene Ontology annotation, biological process: fatty acid catabolic process. The record is from RefSeq and is a predicted model, not a curated record.